Molecule: messenger RNA, 1296 nt
Organism: Bactrocera dorsalis (oriental fruit fly)
Lineage: Eukaryota; Metazoa; Arthropoda; Insecta; Diptera; Tephritidae
Gene: cato
Product: basic helix-loop-helix transcription factor amos
Exons: 1
Coding region: 357-1118 (253 amino acids)
Molecular function (GO): protein dimerization activity
Source: RefSeq, a predicted model, not a curated record
UGUUUUACGUUCCUCCUAUCGCACUUUUUCAAUGUAAUAUUUUAUUUUACUUUUUUCUUUGCUUUGUUUUCUUAUAUUGCGGCUAGCUGACUGCGACCAUAUGGUCAACGCCGACUCAAUGAGGGAUGUCUGCCGCGCGCGCUCGUGUCUCUCGCGUGCCAGUUGGUCAAAAUUUGCUUUGCAGACCAUCAGCGGGGAUUCCGACAGCCAAAUGGCAGCUAGAACGCGCGCAGAUGAACAGUUGGCCUUUUAAAUAUUUUCGAUGACGGAGUAUUUUUGAACACUUCAAUGGCGAAAGUAGCUUAGACGAACAACCAGUCCGUGUUGAAAUACAGUGAAGUGAGGAUCAAAAGAAUAUGAACUUGAACGCUAGCUCUUUAGAAUUACAGCAAAAGAUCUUACGGCAACAAAGUCAACAAUCGCACUUGUUUAACACAUUUGCAACCAAUUUUAGUGAUUUAUCUUACGCGUCUUCUGAGGAGGAUGGGUCGCAACGCUGCAUAAGUAGUCCCAGCUACGCGCACAUCGAUGUGAGUGGCUACAAAGAAAAUUGUGAAAUGUUACGCGACUGGCCUUCAGCUGUAAGCUAUACGCAAGGCAACCCAUUACAACACAUCUCCGAAGCCGAACUCUAUCAAAACUACACCUAUAAAUCGGUACAGCUCCAGCAGCACUAUGAUUUUAAUACCAGUAUAGGUUCCUGUAAUGAAACUGGAUCUACCAGCACCACACCCAGUGUGUCUGGUUCACCUGUGACAACUAAACCUGCUAAAUCCAGCAGACGUUCUGGCGGUCAUUUCUGCAAAGAAUCACUGACAAAAAGACCAGAUACCGCUUUGCAACCUCCUAGCCCUACUGUGCUUAAGCGGCGGCGCCAAGCAGCAAAUGCACGGGAACGUAAACGCAUGAAUGGUCUGAAUGAGGCCUUCGACCGCCUGCGAGAAGUGGUGCCCGCUCCUACGAUUGAUCAAAAACUGUCCAAAUAUGAGACGCUACAAAUGGCGCAGAAUUAUAUAACGGCACUUUGUGAGAUGCUCGAGAACGGCUUCAGCGCAGCCAACUAUAUAACCCAGAGUGGCGAUAAAACAACGUUCCAAGAGGAUAUCUGGCUGCAGUAAAAACGAAGCACGAUAACCGUAAAGAAAGAAGAAUGAGUAAUAGGAGAUGUGCUGUGCAGUUCUAAACCAAAGCAAACUGCAGCAUGGCUGGAGUACCCGCCAUGCUCUAGUAGUGUUAAGUGAAUAAGGAAAUACUCUUAACUAUGUUACGUAAGAAUAAGUGCUUUUAAUUAAAAUU